Molecule: messenger RNA, 1104 nt
Organism: Carya illinoinensis
Lineage: Eukaryota; Viridiplantae; Streptophyta; Magnoliopsida; Fagales; Juglandaceae
Exons: 1
Coding region: 40-987 (315 amino acids)
Source: RefSeq, a predicted model, not a curated record
UUUAGGUCUUCUUUCCUCUCCUUCUUCCAAGCCUGCAUCAUGAAGAGGAAUAAGGAAUUAGAUGAUCAUGAUGAACUAAACAGACAGAAGAGAAAGAAGACUAACAGCCAUAGCCGUAGCCCAGAUCUGAGAAGGAACAAUAGCGCAGAUCAUUACAACCUUAAAACCAAGCUUCAACAAGAGCUCGACAAAGAAGAUAAUGGUUUGCAGCUUGCUCUUUCUCUUAAUUCUUUUCUAACUGGCGAGUACCGUUCGUUGCCGGUAGACCAGCCACUUCCUCCGCCGCCGCCAUCUCCCCCUCCGCCACUAGCUCAAUCAAUAUCACUUCAAGCGCUGUUAUCAUCCCCACCCACCCCACACCGUCUAUACCCUGUGCCAGUACCAUUGGUGGCGGAAUCCUCGAGUUCAAGUACCCCGAUGAUGUGCGGUCCAGAAGGAGGCCCCUCUCGCCCCAUACGUGCUCGUCGUAACCAGUCACGGGUGCUGCGCGAGGGAAAGUCCGAUACCAUCAACGCUCCGUUCCCGUGGGCCACGACUCGUCGAGCCACGGUCUACAGUCUCGAAUGCCUGCGGUCCAAGCAAAUCGAUACCAUUACUGGCUCUGUCCAAUGCAAGCGGUGCGAGCGUCAGUACGAGAUUGGGUAUAAUCUGGAGCAAAAGCUCGAUGAAGUUGGGCAUUAUAUCGUGGCGAACAAGAGCAGCAUGCAUGACAGGGCGCCGAGCAAUUGGAUGAAUCCGGUUCUUCCAAAGUGCAAGUUCUGCGGUCAAGAAAACAGCUCGAAGCCGAUUAUCUCGCAGAAGAAGAAAGCGAUAAACUGGCUGUUUUUGCUUCUGGGACAAAUGCUUGGUUGCUGCACGCUUGAGCAAUUGAAGUAUUUCUGCAAGCACACCAAGAAUCACAGGACGGGCGCUAAGGAUCGUGUUCUUUAUCUUACUUAUCUUGGACUAUGUAAACAACUCGAUCCUAGUGGACCUUUUGAUCGAUAAAGAUUAUAAUAAAUACUCACAGCAGAACCCUUUUUUUUUUUUUCUCCGAGUUCUUUGAAGUUAUUUUCUAGGUUAAUUUCGUUUCUUUCCGGGCUUUUGAUGAUCAUCUCUCGAUGA